AUGUCUAGGUAUCGGUGAGUUAGCAAGCUCAAGAAGUUUAGAAAAACUGAAAACUUGAAUAACCUUUCAGAAACUUAUGUUUUUUUUAGAAUGUCGGUUUCGGCCAAGAAUUUCUACCGUCGACCACUUCCCGAAACAUGCAUCGAUUUUUCAAGUUCUCAAGGAAAACAAAUCUUCACAAAUUCACUUCUAAAAGGAUGUGCUAAUAUAUAUUUCAAACUUGCGUCACAAUUCAGAACUCAAGAUGAACCAGCAUAUUGUGGUUUGAGUACUUUGGUUAUGGUUUUGAAUGCAUUAGAAGUUGAUCCGGAACAAGUUUGGAAAGCGCCUUGGAGAUUUUAUCAUGAAUCAAUGUUGGAUUGUUGUGUACCAUUGGAAAAUGUGAAAAAGUGAGUUGCUAAAAAUCAUAUAAAAAUAAAUUUCGAAUCUUUAGAACCGGAAUCACACUGAAUCAGUUUCAUUGUUUGGCAACUUGUAAUCGAUUGAAAUCUACAUUGAAUAUUGGUGAAGAUUCCGAAGAUUUCUUGCAAAACUUUCGCAAAAUCCUCAUUGAUUCAGUCAAAAGCGAUAACAACGUGAUAGUUGCUAGUUACGACCGCGCAGUACUUGGACAAACUGGAAGUGGCCACUUUUCCCCAUUAGCUGCUUAUGAUCCGGAUUCGGAUCAAGUUUUAAUUAUGGAUGUGGCUAGAUUCAAAUAUCCUCCACAUUGGGUGAAAUUGGAACAUUUGCAUAAGGCAAUGUUAUCGAUUGAUCGAGCAACACGGAAACCUAGAGGAUUUGUACAAUUAGAAUUAAUGAAUGGAACAAGACCGCUAAUUAUGUAUGGAUUGAAAGCAUAUGUAAAUGUUAAUGAUUCAGAUGUAAGCAAAGCUUUUUGAAAGACAAAAUAAGUAUUCAAGUUUUCAGUUUGCUACAUCGGUUAUAUCCUGGAAAGAGUUUCUGCUCUGUGAUCCAUUACCAGACGACGAUGAAGAAUUUCAACUUUGUUGUAGGAAAUUUGGGCAGUGUUUUGCACCACACGCACUUUGCUGUACACAGAAAGACAUCGAGGCUGAUCAGCGGCAGAAAGACUGUGAAUGUGUUCACGAACAAACUGAAGCUUGUCGAACAAUAUGUGCUGAAGUUAGGAGAACUAAAUUUGCCGAAGUUUUCUCGAGCAGCGCAGUUGCUGCUCUUCUGAUCGCAUGGCCUUUUGAACCUCUAUAUUCGGAAAGAAGUAACCGGUUAUCGAAAUUGGCUAGAUUUUAUCGACAGGAAUUCUCCGCUGAUACGAAAAAUGAAAUGGGUAUGAUUUCUAGAGUAAAAAGUUCAAAUCUGAAUAAGAUACCACUUUCAGAACAGCUAACAACUCAAAUCAGUACAUUGAUAACUUGCUCAAAACCACCAGUGAAUUUGAGUUUGAACAAGAGCGACUCAAUUUCACGAUGUUGUCGAAGCAAAACACAUGCAAAUGAGCCGUGUGCUUGUGUCACAGAUGUCAGACUAUAA
This is a messenger RNA of Caenorhabditis angaria, 1491 nucleotides long. The record is from the annotation of a GenBank genome assembly. Lineage: Eukaryota; Metazoa; Nematoda; Chromadorea; Rhabditida; Rhabditidae.